AUGGCCACCACAACGAGCUUCACAUCCCUCUCCCUACCAGCACCCGACGACACCAUGGAGAUGUCCUCACCCGCCCGCCAACCCCUCGAUGAUGAAGAUAUUGACAUAGAUUUCGACGACUACCAGCCCCCUGCAGAUACCAACGACGAUGAGCGCAUGCUCGAAGAUGAUCCUACCCGCCCCGCCACGGCCAACGAUGAAGUGAUGGACGAUGACGUGCAGCAGGCCACUGACGCCAGACAGGCACAAGAAGAGCUGAUGCAAGACGAUGCCACCCAGAUGUACCAGCAAUUAGCGCCAGAAGAUGAGGAAUUGAUCGACUACAGCGAGGAUGAAGAUCUCCAAGACACAGCAGUAGAAGAUGCUGAGAUUCCUAACGCGACAAAGGCUUCAGAACCCACAGCAGAUGCCGAACAAGAAGACGUAGAUGAGGAGAUUGAGCGUUUGACUGAGGCUGAUGCCGGGGAAGAGCAACCGCAAGCUCUUGUACCCGCACAUGAGGCUGGCAGCGAAGCCGCGCAGACUAUAGACUUACCUCCAGAUGAGGCCUCGGCAGCACCCCUUGAAGCAAGUGCGGAAGCAGUUGUUGAACCUGAUACAUCCGCUUUUACCUCAGGCGGACAGCAGGAUGCAUCUUAUGAUGAGUCUGCCGAUUUCGCGGUUGGCGCUCAUGACGAAGAGCAACCCAUCACAGUCAACACCACCUUCGAAGCACCAGCAGAUGGACCAGCUACACCCACGGAUACUGGACUUCACCCAAUGACCCUCCAAUACGGUGAUCUUCACGUUCCACUUUUCAAGUCCCGCAAGCAGCUCGAUGGCCUCCUGAAAGAUGACAACCUGGCCAAUGUUAGCUUGGCAGAUCUCAUGCGAAGCUGCAGACAGCGUCUACCCCUCAAGACUGACGAAGCCAUCACUGAUGACCAAGAUCUUGUGCUUGGUUUUGACCAAUUAGCCUUGAUGCUCGUAGAGGAUUCGAGAGCGGCGUCCUCGACCAGUCUCGACGAGGUUCUGCAAGUGUAUCUCCAACUUCACCACAACGAUGGAGUGGAAGAAGUCGCACCGCUCUCUCUCGUUCUGUCUACCCAACUCAAGUUCACAAGCAGCCUCUCAAUGUUCAAGCAGGCCGUUGCCGGCGGACAAGGAAUGUCCAGCUUCAACUUCCUCCAAGCGAUUGGCGAUGGCGACCAUCGCAACGACCAGUGUGUCUACGAAGGCAAUGAGGACUGGACAGGCCUCGACCACCAGGAGCAUGGAGACGAGGCCGAGCGAGCAUUUGAUGGAACCACGCAUUUUGAGCAGGAAAAUGCUGCAGAACAAGAUGAGGAGCAAGUCGGCGAAGAACAGCAUUAUCAGGACGCAGACCAGGAGUACUACUUCGGCGAAGAAGGCGACUACCUCGCUGGGGAUCAGAGUGAGGCAGCUGACGCUUUGGAUGGACUUGCUGGUGAUUCAACCAAUGAGCAAUACCAUACCGAAGACGGGCUGCAAGGACUGCAGCAAUACGAGGACCAUGAGGUACCAGGUGAAGAAGAGCCUGAAGCAGUUAAUCUCGAGCAUCCCGGGUCAUCAGCAAGCUCAGCGACUAUAGAAGGCGACUGGCAGGCAGCAGACAUCACAGCCGGUGAGUACGACGAGGAGGAGCUCAUUGAUUGGGAUGACGAAUGUCUGACUUCAGACGGUUCAGAACCGACAGAUGUUGGCACGGGCGAGGACUUCACUGAAAUUGUGGACAAUACAUAUGAUUCAGUUGAAGCCAAGACCGAGCAAGACAACGAGCAGCUGUUCAGCUCUGAAGACUGGCUGAACGAAUUCGAGGAGCCGCAAGAUCCAAAUGAGGCUGCUGAAGAAGGCCAGCAGGGCUUUCAACACGCUGGCUAUGAAGAUGGCCACGAGCCACAGGCCGAUCAAGAUGAUCAAACUAACCAUGAAACCACUCUACAGCGCGACCACCACGAAGAGGCUGGCUACAGUGCCGAUGACCAGCAUCCUGCCGAUGACCAAAUCGGCGGAGGAGAGUACGAAGCAUACAGUGCCAUUCACGAAGGUCUUGAUGAACAAGGCACCUACGAGCACGGUGCGGAGCACAUUGACUUCUUUGAAGACACCGGAGACCAUCAGGAUGACGAAGAGGAAUUCGACGACACUGUCCUGAUCCACCGUCAGGACGAAGGCGACCAGGAAGACAUCCAUCAGGAAGGCAACAACCAGCAGGACGACAACCAGGAAGGAGACAACCAAGGACCGCAGGAGGAUGGUCUCGAAGACCUCGGUUUCGACGAUGACGAGCUUGUAGAGCAGGAAUACGAUGCUGGCAAGCCUGCCACCAACGGUACCGCUGCCAUCAAGCCAUCUGGCGCCUCGCCGCUUGGGAAGCGAUCUUUUGAUGAGUUUGACGACCUCGAAGACGACAACAUCGAGCUGCCAGAGGUCAAGAAGGUCAGGUCUUCGUGA
Saxophila tyrrhenica is the source of this 2454-nucleotide messenger RNA. RefSeq lists its product as uncharacterized. The record is from RefSeq and is a predicted model, not a curated record. The coding region runs from base 1 to 2454 and encodes 817 amino acids. The transcript has 2 exons. NCBI's taxonomy places the organism in Eukaryota, Fungi, Ascomycota, Dothideomycetes, Mycosphaerellales, Extremaceae.